AUGUCAGUCAAGGUCAUCGAUAACACGGUCGUCGUCGUCGAAGCCAAACACAAAGAAAGACAAGAUGACCAAUUGGGUUGUAUAUCGAGACAUUUUUUACACAGGUAUCGAUUACCCAACAACGUGGAUCCAAACAGCGUAACGUCGGAUUUGUCCGAUAAGGGAAUACUCACGGUAACGGCUAAAAAGUUCGGGGUUCAAUUGAUAUUCUACGUUGGGUUAAAAUUCCAUUUUUUAAUUUUAUUUGUUUAG
Molecule: messenger RNA, 252 nt
Organism: Pediculus humanus corporis (human body louse)
Lineage: Eukaryota; Metazoa; Arthropoda; Insecta; Psocodea; Pediculidae
Product: Heat shock protein Hsp-12.2, putative
Exons: 2
Coding region: 1-252 (83 amino acids)
Biological process (GO): response to heat; protein refolding
Molecular function (GO): protein folding chaperone
Source: RefSeq, a predicted model, not a curated record